Rubroshorea leprosula is the source of this 2565-nucleotide messenger RNA. NCBI's taxonomy places the organism in Eukaryota, Viridiplantae, Streptophyta, Magnoliopsida, Malvales, Dipterocarpaceae. The record is from the annotation of a GenBank genome assembly.
GUAGCAGGUUCCCACCUUCUUCCUUUUUCUUUUUCUUUUUUUUUUUUCUCUUGGGUUCUCUUGAGAACCCAAAUCAGGUUCUCCAAGAGAGCUCGACCUAGGUUCUUCCCGGAGAACCCACCAAGAACCGGAUUUGGGUUCUCUGAGAAGAACCCAGGUCUAGGUUCUCCAGAAAAACCAAAAAAAAAAAAAAGAAAAAAAAAAGAAAAAAGGAAGAAGGUGAGAACUUGGAAGAGGUUGGCAAUUGUCUUGCAGAUGAUUAGGAAAUGGAUGAAGGUGAGGAGGAAGAUGGAUCUGGUGAGGACAGAAUGGGUUGGGUGAGUUGGGAGAUGGCUGAAGAGGUGGCAACUACUGAAUAUGGAUCUUUUAGGAACUUUAUCACCAGCACUUGGCCGCUUGUCUCGUCUGUUGAUAUUGUGAGGCUAAGUAUAUUACGAAAGGCUCUUGAGUGGCAACCAAUUGACAGCCUUCUUCACAAUAACAAUUUAUCAGGGUAUCGCCCAGAAGAGCUUGCCCAAAUGCCGAAUUUAACCAUCCUUCAACUUGACAAUAACAACUUUGAUGGGGCUACUAUUCCAGGAUCAUUUGGAAACAUACCUACAUUGUUGAAGUUGAGUCUCAAGAACUGCAACUUGCAAGGAUCAAUCCCUGACCUAAGUGGAAUAUCUAACCUUGGUUAUUUGGAGCUGAGCUCAAACCAUCUAAGUGGACCCUUACCUACAAAUAAGCUCAUUGAGAAUAUCACAACCAUGCUUAAAGGGAAUCCUAUAUGCUCGAAUCGAAGUUUAGUUCGGUUCUGUAAAUCUCAAACUAAGAAUGAAAUUAGAAUAAGCACUACAACAAACUCCACCACCGCUGAGUGUAAACCGCAAUCAUGCCCUUAUGAGUAUUCCCCAACAUCUCCUCUGGAUUGCUUUUGUGCUGAGCCUCUGCUAAUUGGAUAUCGGUUGAAAAGUCCUGGCUUUUCAGAUUUUAUUCCAUAUAAAAAAAUGUUUGAGGAGUACCUAGCUCAAAGUCUCAGCUUGUUUGUUUAUCAACUCUACAUCUAUUCAUUUGCAUGGCUAGAAGGACCACGACUGGAAAUGUACCUAAAGCUCUAUCCUGUUUAUGAUAACACUACCAACAAUCAUUUAUUCAAUUCAAGUGAUGUUCAACGAAUUAGGAGCAUGUUCACUGGACUGAAUCUCCCUCUUAGUGGCAUAUUUGGAUGUUACGAACUUAUAAACUUCACUUUGCCAAAUGUCUAUAAGGAUGCAUCUAGAGCCUUGUUAAAAAUUGAUGGUGUCAAGAGUUUCACAUAUGGAGAACUGGCUUUGGCAACAAACAAUUUUAAUUUCAUUGCUCAAAUUGGCCAAGGUGGAUACGGAAAGGUUUAUAGAGGCACUCUAGUUGAUGGCACGAUUGUUGCCAUAAAGUGUGCACAACAAGGGUCAUUACAGGGUGAAAAGGAGUUCCUAACUGAAAUACAAUUAUUAUCAAGGUUACAUCAUCGAAACCUUGUUUCUUUGGUUGGUUAUUGUGAUGAAGAAGGUGAACAGAUAUUGGUGUAUGAAUAUAUGUCUAAUGGCACUCUGCAAGAUCAUCUUUCAGGAAAGAUUAAAGAACCUUUGAGUUUCACAAGGAGGUUAAGAAUUGCUCUUGGUUCAUCCAAAGGAAUCCUCUACCUACACACAGAAGUUGACCCUCCUAUAUUUCAUCGGGAUAUCAAGGCUAGCAAUAUAUUAUUGGAUUCUAAAUUGGUCGCAAAGGUGGCCGACUUUGGACUUUCACGACUUGCUCCAAUGCCAGGUAUUGAAGGUGCAGCGCCUGCUUAUGUGUCUACUAUUGUAAAGGGGACUCCAGGUUACCUUGAUCCGGAGUAUUUCUUGACACAGAAAUUGUACAAGAGUCAUGUAUAUAGCCUUGGUGUUGUGUUUUUAGAGCUUUUGACAGGGAUGCAACCAAUUUCAUGUGGCAAAAACCUUGUUCGAGAGGUUAACAUUGCAUAUCAAUCUGGUAUAAUAUUCUCGAUUAUUGACGGAAGAAUGGGUUCAUAUCCUUCUAAAUGUAUGGAGAAGUUUGUGAAUUUGGCCAUGAAAUGUUGCCAAUACGAGACAGAUUCAAGACCUUCGAUGGCAGAGGUGGUCCGAACUCUAGAAACUAUAGAGCUAAUGAUGCCGGCGUACUCUGACCCCUUAGUAGCAGAAUCCAUGGAAGGUGACCUAGAAAAGACAUCUACUACUUCACCUUCGUCAUCCUCUCUGGCGAAGAAUCCGUACACAUCCUCAAAUCUUUCUUGCAGUUACCUUGUUAGUGGAGUGAUUUCCACCAUCACGCCUAGAUAAUAAGAUGACCACACAACACAUCCUGCACUUACUCUGAUGUGUCUCUGACUGUUGUUAUAUACUUGUAUUGGUUUCCUCAUUUCUAUUACUUUAUAGUCAGUCUUUUACACCAACAAGCUAAAUCAUUUAUGAUUUGUGUAAAAUGCAAAAAUGCUUUUGUAUUGGAUUUGCAUUUCCUUUUGAGAUAACUGAUGAGCUACAUACGAUUUAGAUGUAGAUAGAAUAAAUGGUAUUCACCUCC